This is a messenger RNA of Tauraco erythrolophus (red-crested turaco), 646 nucleotides long. The record is from RefSeq and is a predicted model, not a curated record. NCBI's taxonomy places the organism in Eukaryota, Metazoa, Chordata, Aves, Musophagiformes, Musophagidae.
GUGGCCCAUCCUCAGGAGCCUCACCAUCCCUCAGAAAAGCCGGUCAUCCACUGCCAUAAAUGUGGGGAGCCAUGUAAAGGUGAAGUACUCCGUGUUCAGGCCAGACACUUUCACAUCAAGUGCUUCACCUGCAAAGUGUGUGGCUGUGACUUGGCACAAGGAGGCUUUUUCAUUAAGAAUGGGGAAUAUCUUUGCACCUUGGAUUACCAGCGCAUGUAUGGUACCCGCUGCAAUGGUUGUGGGGAGUUCGUGGAAGGUGAAGUAGUGACAGCUCUGGGAAAAACUUACCAUCCAAGCUGCUUUGCCUGUACUGUUUGCAAGCGUCCAUUUCCACCAGGUGAUCGAGUUACCUUUAAUGGAAGGGACUGUCUGUGUCAGAUGUGUGCUCAGCCCAUGUCCUCCAGUCCAAAAGAAUUGUCUUCCUCAAGCAGUAAUGUCUGAUACUAUAAAUGGGAAGAGGCACUUACACAUUUCAUUAUGAGCAAAUGACUUUUUCCCAAAAACUGGAUUUUUAAAAGGGCUGAUUUUUUUUUUAUAGGUUCUGGAAAAGUACUUGAUGAAUUCCGAGGUUUCAGAGUUGAUAGAUUGCUUUUUUUCAUGUUUAAUUGUAUAGGUUUAAGUAUUCAAAAGAGGACAAAGUCAGAGG